CUAAACCUGUACGAAGGCAUUUGUUAGGCUACGGUUUUGCCGUAACAGGAACAUCAAUAGACUGAACACAGGAAGCCAACGAAAGCUAUUAAAAUGAGCCUAUACUCAUCGAAUGGCGAAAGUUCCGAUUCAGAGGAAGAGGACAUUUUCGAGCUGCCGGCUAUCGCUGAUCCGUUUGUGUGGACUAGAGGGAACAUCGAAGAGUUCAAACACGAGAUCGAAACAAGCAAUACUGGAAUGCUCAAGGUAUGCAAUGGGGAGAUUUUGACAGUUCGAAUCCCAACGGCCGAUGAUGGCCGCUACAUCUAUUGGGAGUUUGCUACGGACGAUUACGAUCUGGCUUUUGGUGUCUCCUUCGAAUGGAACAAGUGUCCUGAUCCCGAAGUAACACUUGAUGUUAACGAUUCGGAAAGUGAGGACGAUGACGAUUUCUGGGAUGAUGACGAAUACCUCACAGAUGUGAAUGAUAUAGAAGCUCCAAAAAAAGAACAGAGAACCGAGGAUCAUCCGACAAGUGUCGUCCUACCUACCUACCGAAGGAACAGCCACCAAGAGGUGAUCAUGGGAUCCCACAAGUAUCCCGGCCGAGGUGUUUACUUACUUAAGUUUGAUAAUUCUUAUUCACUAUUCCGGACGAAGAUUGUCUACUAUCGUGCAUACUAUGGAAAGUAACUGGACGUGUAUCGAAUCCUGCAAUGUUUAUGCACCACCGUUCACAGGCUGAUUAUGCUUACAUAAGUCCAGAUUUAUAUAUCUAUAAGGAAUUUUUAGUUUAUAAAUUCAUCGCAUGAUGCUUCUGUAAUAAUAAGAACAGAACCCGAUGACAGCCCGCCACCUUCCGUCGAAAAAAGGUUAGGCAGCAAUUGAAUGCGACCACUGGCAUUCAAAGUUACUGUUGUAGUUACUGCUGUUACGGUUACUGGAUUUCCGUUUGUUACUAAUUAAAAAUGAGUAUCAUAGGCUUACCGGCUAUUAAACUCAGACUGCUUGGUAAAAAUACGGGAAACUUGCUUAAGCCUGAUGAUAAUUACUAGCGCUGAUCGUAUCCAAUGUUAAAUGAGCUGAAUCACAAGCUGGCUCGUAUCUCGUUCAUGUCUAUUGAAAUGUAGAGACAAUUGUUGUCAUUGAGAUAGAUCGGUUUGAAAGUAUUGACCAAGUUCCCAGUCUAUGUAGACAGGGCCACGAGAAAAUUGUGCCAUCGGGAGUAAGGGGACAUAGGCUAACAAAGAGGUUCAGGCGUGUCCUUCAAAUAAUGUUUGUCGCGUUUUCCGUUCGAUCAUUGAACAUUUGAGUAUGCAUUUUGUAUUAGCAACCAACAUGAUCUUCUUAGUAAAUCAAUAGC
Molecule: messenger RNA, 1342 nt
Organism: Varroa destructor (honeybee mite)
Lineage: Eukaryota; Metazoa; Arthropoda; Arachnida; Mesostigmata; Varroidae
Product: Golgi resident protein GCP60-like
Cellular component (GO): Golgi membrane
Source: RefSeq, a predicted model, not a curated record